GGGAGCCCAGAGGAAGAGAUUAUGGCUGCUGUGGUUUUUUCAGUUGGACCUCUGAAGUGAUCAAGCUUAAUAGAUGACAUGGAGAGAAAGAAGAUGUUUAAGACACAGUGCUUGGCUGUAGGGAGCUUACAGUCUCACUGAGAGUCCUGAAGUUCCCCAGCCAAAUGAAGAUCUUCACCUUCAAGCAGAAGAACAAGAAUUGGUAAAGAGCCUCAAGGUAGCCAGAGGUGAGAGCUGAGGGCCUUCUUAGAUUUUUCCUGGGGCUUAGCUCCAGAUGGGAAAAGAAAACAAACGCAGAAUCAGUGACAUUUAAAGAUGUGGCUAUAGACUUCACAUUGGAAGAGUGGAGGUUGAUGGACCCUACACAGAGGAAACUGCACAAGGAUGUGAUGCUAGAGAAUUAUAGGAAUCUUGUCUCCUUGGGGCUUGCAGUUUCCAAACCAGACAUGAUAUCUCAUUUGGAGGAUGGAAAAGGCCCAUGGGUGGUAGUGAGAGAAACUUCAAAAACCCCCUAUUCAGAGUUGGAGACCAAACCUACAACCAAGAAUGCUAUACCAUCAGAGAAUACUUCUGAAGAAUGUUUAUCUCAGGAGACCAUAGUAGAGAAACUCAUAGAGAAUGGUCUAUGGGACACCAAAAUGGGAGGAUUAUGGAAAUGGAGUGACAGGAUAUUGAGAUUGCAAGAUAGUCAAGAAAGUCAUUUGAGUCAAACAGUAGUUAAACACAAGAAAAUUCCCACUCUUCAAAAAGGCUUUAGAUUUGGAUCAGUUCUUUUUCCAGAACCAGGAGUUAUCACAGAAGAGCCCCACAGCAAAUACCAAACACAUGAGGAAAAUUUUACAGAGAAUUUAGAUUUGAUUACAGAUACCCAUCUGGGGAAGAAAAUGUGCAAGGAUACAGAAGGCAUCAAAGUCAUGAGCCCUGCUUCAGAACUCACUUUAGAGAAAAAAAACAAAAAUAAAGAAAAACCCUAUAAAUGUAGUACAUGUGAAAAGGCCUUCCGUUAUAGAUCAUUACUCAUUCAACAUCAGAGAACUCACACUAAAGAAAAACCUUAUGAAUGUAAUGAAUGUGGGAAAAUGUUCAGCCAGCCUUCAUAUCUUAGUCAACAUAAAAAAAUUCACACUGGAGAAAAGCCCUAUAAAUGUAAUGAAUGUGGAAAGGCCUUCAUUGCUUCUUCAUCCCUUAUGGUGCAUCAGAGAAUUCAUACUAAGGAGAAACCUUAUCAGUGCAAUGUCUGUGGAAAAUCUUUCAGCCAGUGUGCCCGCCUUAAUCAACACCAGAGAAUUCAAACUGGAGAGAAGCCCUAUAAAUGUAGUGAAUGUGGGAAAGCUUUUGGUGAUAAAUCAAAACUUGCAAGACAUCAGGAAACUCACAAUGGAGAAAAACCCUACAAAUGUAAUGAUUGUGGGAAAGCCUUUAGGAAUAAGUCAUAUCUUAGUGUACAUCAGAAGACCCAUACUGAAGAGAAACCAUAUAAAUGCAUUGAGUGUGGGAAAUCUUUCAAGAAUACCACAAUCUUUAACGUUCAUCAGAGAAUUCAUACUGGAGAGAAACCCUUUAGAUGUAAUGAGUGUGGAAAAGCCUAUAGAAGUAAUUCAAGCCUUAUUGUACAUAUAAGAACUCAUACUGGAGAAAAACCCUAUGAAUGUAAUGAAUGUGGGAAAGCAUUCAAUCGUAUAGCAAAUUUCACGGAACAUCAGAGGAUUCAUACAGGAGAAAAACCCUAUAAAUGUAACGAAUGUGGGAAAGCGUUCAUUAAUUAUUCAUGCCUUACUGUACACCACAGAAUGCAUACAGGAGAGAAACCUUAUAAAUGUAAUGAAUGUGGAAAGGCUUUCAUGCGUUCUUCAUCUCUUAUUAUACAUCAGCGAAUUCAUACUGAGGAGAAACCUUAUCUCUGUAAUGAAUGUGGGGAAUCUUUCAGAAUAAAAUCACACUUAACUGUACAUCAGAGGAUUCAUACUGGAGAGAAACCAUAUAAAUGUACUGACUGUGAGAGGGCAUUUACCAAGAUGGUAAAUCUCAAGGAGCACCAGAAAAUUCAUACUGGUGUGAAACCCUACAACUGCUAUGAUUGUGGAAAAUCCUUCAGAACAAAGUCAUACCUUAUUGUACAUCAAAGGACCCAUACUGGAGAAAAACCAUAUAAGUGUAAUGAAUGUGAGAAAGCUUUCACUAAUACAUCACAGCUUACUGUGCAUCAAAGAAGGCAUACUGGAGAAAAACCCUAUAAAUGUAAUGAGUGUGGGAAGGUUUUCACAAGUAACUCAGGCUUUAAUACCCACCAAAGGACACAUACUGGGGAGAAACCAUUUAAAUGUAAUGACUGUGGCAAAGCAUUUAGCCAGAUGGUACACGUCACAGAACAUCAGAAAAUCCAUAGUGGAGAGAAACCCUAUAAAUGUGAUGUCUGUGGAAAAGCCUUCAGGAGAGGUUCAUACCUUACAGUGCAUUGGAGAACACACACUGGAGAAAAGCCCUAUACAUGUAAGGAAUGUGGGAAAGGUUGUAUUACUCUAUCACAGCUAACUCUACAUCAGAGAAUUCAUACUGGGGAGAGGCCCUAUAGAUGUGAAGAAUGUGGAAAAGCCUUCAGAACUAACUCAGACUUCACUGUACAUCUGAGGAUGCACACUGGAGAAAAACCCUAUAAAUGUAGUGAGUGUGGAAAAGCCUUUAGGAGUAGCUCAAGCCUUACUGUACAUCAAAGAAUACAUCAGAGAGAAGCUCAGUUAAUAUAGAGGACAGUAAAUUAUCAUCCAGAUACGACAAGAAUCUUAUAAACUGUAUAUUUUAUGAAUGUGGGAAAAUGUUCAGGAGCAAUUUGCCAGAAAGUACACACUUCAUAAAUAUAAGA
Eubalaena glacialis (North Atlantic right whale) is the source of this 2860-nucleotide messenger RNA. RefSeq names its product zinc finger protein 624 (gene ZNF624). Gene Ontology annotation, biological process: regulation of transcription by RNA polymerase II. Bases 354 to 2744 code for a protein of 796 amino acids. The record is from RefSeq and is a predicted model, not a curated record. Gene Ontology annotation, molecular function: DNA-binding transcription factor activity, RNA polymerase II-specific; RNA polymerase II cis-regulatory region sequence-specific DNA binding. Lineage: Eukaryota; Metazoa; Chordata; Mammalia; Artiodactyla; Balaenidae. The transcript is spliced from 7 exons.